GUACAUUUCAUUUAGCAACGGUGCGGAUUGUAUAGUGAUUGUCAACUUGAAACUUUCUAAAUGUCCGUGAUGAUCAAUGCCUUAGUCAAUUAUAUGCAUUGUUAUCGUAUCAUAAAAACACUCGUUUUCAAUGAUAGUGGGCAUAACAAGAGAGUAUGAACUCUCUUAUGCUAUUCGGUUACUCAAUAUACAACUUUGAACUGACCAAAUGUGUUUCAGAUGUGAUGAAUCAAAUAUUCGGAUACUCAACAGCAGAAAACAUGGUUUACAAAGUCUUGCUGUUUUCAAGCUUUUCGUUCAUGGAUUUUUAAGGUGCAUGUUAAUUAAAUAUGACGACAUUAUAUUGAAUCACUUACUAACCUUAUUAUGCAUACAAAUAAGAAAUCUAAUGCAAACAUACCAUCACGUAUCAUCGGUUCAUUGCUUUGUUUACUUAUCACCUUGUUUGGUGCAGCUUUAACCGGUUUUAUAGGUCAUAUACUUAUUGCUUUUGAAUAUAUCAGUGAAAUAUUUGGAAGAUAUAUAUUAUUUGGUGGAAUUUAUGUUAUACUAACAUGUGGUGUAUUCACUGUAUUGAUUGGUCUGCUUGGGUUUUUCAGUUUCAUACAUCCAAAUCGAUGUACAUCUAUCACGACUUGUGUUGGUUUAGUUAUUCUCAUUAUUACUACUACUUGCACAUCGGUGAUUGUUUAUAUGUAUCCUAAAACUAUGACAAAUUUGAUAUAUUACCGAAUGAUCAAAACAUUUCCAAAUUACGGCCAAAAUAUGCAAAUAACUAAUGCAUGGGAUAUUAUGCAAAGUAAUCUAAGGUGUUGUGCUAUACAUAACCGAGGUUGGUCAGAUUAUAAUCAAACUGUUUGGUACAAAUUAACCAACGCUGAUAUACAUCUUCAUGACGAACUUAUACCACGUACAAAUCUUUACUAUCAUUUUGUCCCCGUAUCUUGUUGCUUAACUAAAAUUGACGGUUUGACUGGAUUCCCUUUACAAAUUUAUCGCAAUAAGAAACGUUGUCAAAAUUGGCAAUACGGUCCACCAACAUUCCAAGAUGGUCCACAUAAUGAUGCAUUAUAUUAUCGAGGCUGUUAUAACCUACUUGUCGACUAUAUUAAUGCAUACGCUGAAUAUAUACUCGGAAUGGGAUUGACAGCUGUUAUUUUAUUGGUAACCGUAUUUCUGUUGCUGCUACGCGCAGAACUUAGGAAUAAUCCAACUGAUCUACAAAUAUACGACACAAACUUAUUAAAAAACUAUCAGAAUAAUCAUUAUUACGUUAAUAAUAAGUAACCUGCACAGAUUUUCAAAGAAUGCCAAAUUUUAAUGACCCGUCAUCAGUUCAAUCAUUUGACCCUCCAUUAAAGUCUCUCAAUUUAAUUACUACUCGAAAACUCUACACGUCGACUCAAUUAUCUAUGUCAACAGCAACUACCAGGAGUUGGUCGCUGAUCCUUUCACAUAAAAUAAAUGUGACUAACACAUACCACAUGGCUGUCAAGCUUUUUUGAAAAUAAUUCCUUUUGCAUUUCACAGUCCCAUACAUGACAAAUGAAUACAUACUUUUGUAAUCUUUGCUGUAUAUACUUUCUAACCUGUAUAGAUCUUUCUCUAACAUGUUUGCAAUUUUCUUGUAUGACUUUGGCAAUACAUUAUGAGAUGUAACUGUCUCGGAAUAAAAACCAACUGAUUACAAUAAAU
Molecule: messenger RNA, 1695 nt
Organism: Schistosoma curassoni
Lineage: Eukaryota; Metazoa; Platyhelminthes; Trematoda; Strigeidida; Schistosomatidae
Source: the annotation of a GenBank genome assembly